UCGAGGACUGGGCAACCCUUCUCCAACAUGUGGGUGACAAGGGUGCAGCCUUGGGUCGAUGGCUGGGACCAGGCAGAGGAGAACGUGGCGCUUGCGACCCCUGCACACACGGAGGCUUCGUACAGGGCGUACCUGAGCUGGUACCAGCCUCAGACUCGUUGCCGCUUGAUAUAUGCUGACAUGCAACCACAGCCGCAUGUUGCGACAACACAUGAUGGGUACGCACGACAUAGGGAUGAGGCAUUAGCUGGGGCGUUUGAAAUGUGCAGGUUGAUGGACUUAGAUGCCAGGGCGAAUUUGAUGAGGAUUCGAGGGGGAUCUAUGAUGGAUAGGAAUGAGCAAGAGUCGGCCUGGACCCGAGUUUCACAAAGAGCCCAUUCCAUGCUUGAAGCCUUUGGUAGCCGGACAUCGUACGAUGACUCGUACGGUUCGUCUCAAGUCUCGACCUCGUUUUCUUGUGGUCCCACACAGCAGCAGUCUUCCCAAGCACCUUAUUGGUCUCAGCAGCAUUAUCCAGGUGAUGCACACCCACCUUACCAACCUCACGGAGGGACUCAGUUUAGUACCGUGGCACCAGCUGCAGGGAUGUCAUUUCAACCAACACAGGCACCACCACGACCUUUCGGUAGACAUAUAGUCAAUAUCUUAAUUUCAAUUAAUUGUGGUAUGAAGUCUAAUUCCUUUUGUAUUUACAUAUAGGAUCACAACAGUUAUAUGAUGCUGGACCUUCUUCGUAUUACCCUACGGCGACAGCAGAA
Messenger RNA from Panicum virgatum (switchgrass), 758 nucleotides. RefSeq lists its product as uncharacterized. NCBI's taxonomy places the organism in Eukaryota, Viridiplantae, Streptophyta, Magnoliopsida, Poales, Poaceae. The record is from RefSeq and is a predicted model, not a curated record. Bases 28 to 699 code for a protein of 223 amino acids. The transcript has 3 exons.